Molecule: messenger RNA, 1263 nt
Organism: Cucurbitaria berberidis CBS 394.84
Lineage: Eukaryota; Fungi; Ascomycota; Dothideomycetes; Pleosporales; Cucurbitariaceae
Exons: 1
Coding region: 1-1263 (420 amino acids)
Biological process (GO): GPI anchor biosynthetic process
Cellular component (GO): Golgi membrane
Molecular function (GO): glycosyltransferase activity
Source: RefSeq, a predicted model, not a curated record
AUGAGUCCCUACGUACGCUUUACGAUCAUCACUGCUAGUUUCAUCGGCCUUAUCCUCAUCUACACGAUCAGAUCGGCGGCACUAAACGACCCAACUUCCCUAUUUUUCAACCCACAAAAAGGAUACGCGCUUCGAUACUCUACGAUACGGCACCAACAGGCUGAAGCCUUUAUAUCCUCAUAUAAUUCUACGCUGAUGCCCAAGGCCGUGAAAGCAGGGCAAAGGACCAACAAACUGUGUAUCGGUAUUCCCUCCAUCGGCCGCCGCGGUGCACAAUACAUGCGCGAGACGGUAGGGUCACUAUUGGAGGGGUUGACACCUGAUGAGAGGAGUGAAAUCUAUCUCAUGGUGUUCAUACCACAUGCAGAUCCGGCUGUGCACUCAGCAUAUAGCGAAGAAUGGUUGCAUACAAUUACGGAUCAUGUUCUUACCUACGAUUUCGAAGACCAUGAGAAGAUGCAGCAUAUUCGGGAUAUGGAGGAUGAAGGCGGCCAAUUCGAAGAAAAGGGACUGUACGAUUACUCGUAUCUAUUGUCAAAAUGCAUGGAGCAGCAUACGCCGUACAUUGCGAUUUUUGAAGACGAUACGCUUGCCAUGGAUGGAUGGUAUCAUCGGACAGUAGCAGCUAUUAGGGACGCUGAACAUCAGUCCAGGGUACGAAAGGCGAAGAAUUUCCUUUACCUCCGCUUGUUCUAUACCGAAGAAUACUUAGGUUGGAAUUCAGAGGACUGGAAAACAUAUUUAUACCACUCGAUGUGCGUGGCUGCUGUACUUGGAGCUAUCUUGUUUCUCCUACGCGUCUCCAAGCCUGCUAUCACGCUCUCUCGAACCGUCGGUACGAUACGCGCAAUCGUCGCAACCUACUCUCUACUUGCAGUGUUUAUUCUUGUCUUUUUCGCACUUGGUCGUUUGACUGUCCUUCCUUCCCCAAAUGGGGUACAUGAGAUGUCCCGAUUUGGAUGCUGUAGCCAGGCCUUUGUAUUUCCUCGCCAAAAGGCUAUUGAGCUAGUAGAUUAUUUUGAAAAGUCUCGCAUUGGGUUUGUGGACGUAUUGAUUGAAAAGUUCGCGGAUGAGAGGAGAGAGUUGAGGUUCGCUCUCACACCGAGUGUGGUACAGCACGUUGGCAAAAAAAGCAGUAAAUUAGAUAUUGAUGGAUCGAUAUACAAAGAGAAGAUCUGGAGCUUCGGGUUUGAAGCGUAUGAUUGGAAGCGCUUGAGAAGUGAGCAUGAGGACACGGUAAAGAUGAAAACAGGAUCGGAUUGA